GCAUCAGUAUUUUGAGGAGCUCUGAACAAGAAGCAUCUCCUCAGCUGGAUGAUAUCUGGAGUCAACACAGAUCUACUCAGAGAUGGCCUUACUGAACCUGUUCUUCUGCCUUGUGUUUAGCUCCCCACUGAUGGCGAUGCCUCCAGUCCUACAGGGGAGAAAAAGCAUGAGUCCAGAUUCUAUCCUAAAAGACACAUCCACAGAUGAUGGAGUCAGGGACUUCCAGGGGAGGAAGUUCCCCCAAUUCAUGAUGCAGCUGUACCAGAAUAUUAUCAGAGGCAGAGAUAAAGAUCUAUCCAACCUGGAACAUCCAACUCUUCAGGAAUCUGAUACCGUCCAAAGCUUCAUUGCUAAAAGUUAUAUUACAAAGGGAAAUCACUGGACCUUGUUCUUUGAUAUGUCCUCCAUCUCCAGAAGCAUUGAGCUGAAGUUGGCUGAGCUACGUAUUUGCCUCCCUUCCUUUGGAAAGUUCCACACUGUGACCGUAGAAAUCUACCAUACAAAGGAUGGCAAGGAGAAAUUAUUUAUGGGAUCAUUCAAGUCUAAGCUUUCUUCUGCUCUAGAUGCUGACUGCAAGGUCUUCAAUCUCACAAUUUUGCUGGAGAACUUUCUCAUCAGGGGAAAGAGGUUGAUAAAGGAUGAAUACAUACAGGCAAAGGGUCUCCAUCUGAGAGAUCUAGAGAAGAGUGUCAUAGAAAUAAGAGCAGAAAAUGUUGAUACAUUAAAACAAGACAGACAUCAUGUAUCUGACUUCACUGCUGAAAAAAUCAUACUAGUUGUGUUUGCUAAAGAAGAGUCUCAUGCUAAACCUGAUCCCCCCAGUCUUGGCAAGAAGCUGUUCCCUUCAAAGUAUGGUAUUGAUGAUAAUGCCAACAAGGUGAAUGGAUUUCGGAGGCUUAGAAGGAACAAGAAAGAGAAAACACAAAUCCAUGUGAGCACCGUUCCACCUAAACCUAUUGAAGAGAUCAAACCCAAGUGCAAGAAGGUGGACAUGUUUGUGGACUUUCAGAAGAUCGGAUGGGGCAGCUGGAUUGUUUACCCCAAGGCAUAUAAUGCAUAUAGAUGUGAAUCCACCUGUGCAGUUCCACAGAAUGAGACAGAGAAUGCAACAAACCAUUCCUACAUUAAGAGUUUGCUCCCUCUGAGCGACAUGGAGAGAAAAGAGUGUCCCUCCUGUGUCCCAGUGAAGAUGAUGUCCAUGUCAAUGUUGUACUAUGAGAAUGAAGAUUUUAUCCUGAGGCACCAUGAAGAGAUGAUUGUAGAAGAAUGUGGUUUCAAGGACAUGUAACACUGACUUUGUUUCACAGAUUUUUAUUACCACAUCCAACUAAUCCAUCUUGGAUUCCUUAUUCAUCCCAUGUUUUUUACAUUAUAAUGUGAGGCACACAUUUAUCUUUUUUUUAUUUUACUCUGACCUUUUGUACUGAGAAGCUGAUCCAUGAAUCCACUGCCUGUUAUUUAGAGCAGCACUUGUCCCAUUAUCUAAUGUAUGCAUGAUAUUGUCUCAAUUAGCCUUGCUCUAUAUAUUUUUUAUGUAAUGUUUUCUUAUUUCAUUAUAAGUAAUAUAGGCAAUGGUCAUUUACAAUGUGUGCACGUUAAUUCAAGCACAGAAUAUUGUAUAUUGUGAUAGAUAUGAAUAAAAUAUA
This is a messenger RNA of Xenopus laevis (African clawed frog), 1646 nucleotides long. RefSeq names its product nodal homolog 3-B-like (gene nodal3.4.L). Bases 83 to 1288 code for a protein of 401 amino acids. The transcript has 3 exons. The record is from RefSeq and is a predicted model, not a curated record. NCBI's taxonomy places the organism in Eukaryota, Metazoa, Chordata, Amphibia, Anura, Pipidae.